AUGGACCUCAACAAACAAUUGGCAGCCGUCUCGAGAACCGUCGAAAAGACAAAUGCCGAACCUGGAGACGAAGGUCGCAUCAUCACCAUCAGCCAAACCUUCGGCAUCGAUGUGCCGACUCUGUGGGAAACCUGCACGAAGCCAGACAAGAUCAAGCAGUUCUUCUCUCCCGUAUCGGGCGACCUCUCCGUCAACGGUCGCUUCCAGGUCGAGAACAACGCCAGCGGAACCAUCGAGAAGUGUGACCCGCCCUCCAAAUUUCGUGUCUCUUGGGAGUUUGGUGGCAGCACCAGCUGGGUCGAGGUCUUGAUCAGUGAAGUCAACGAAGCCCAGUCUCGCCUCAAGCUAUCGCACACAGCGCCCAUCAACAAGCAUUGGGAAGAGUAUGGCGCUGGAGCAGGAGGUGUCGGUUGGGAGAUGUCGUUUGCUGGAUUGGCGUAUUAUCUCAAGGGCGUCAAGGUCGGUCCGGAGUGGUUUGUUCAGGACGAGACAAAGACCUACUUGGCCAAGUGCAGCAAGGCUUGGGGAGAGGCUGCUGUGCUCGGAGGGGAGGACCCGGAGAUUGUGAAGGGGAGAGUUGAACGAACGACCAGGUUUUAUGCGCCUGGUUGA
This is a messenger RNA of Fusarium falciforme, 612 nucleotides long. RefSeq lists its product as hypothetical. The transcript has a single exon. The coding region runs from base 1 to 612 and encodes 203 amino acids. Lineage: Eukaryota; Fungi; Ascomycota; Sordariomycetes; Hypocreales; Nectriaceae. The record is from RefSeq and is a predicted model, not a curated record.